This is a messenger RNA of Echinococcus granulosus, 1794 nucleotides long. Its product is annotated as Dual specificity tyrosine-phosphorylation-regulated kinase. Gene Ontology annotation, biological process: peptidyl-threonine phosphorylation; peptidyl-serine phosphorylation. The record is from RefSeq and is a predicted model, not a curated record. The transcript has 2 exons. Gene Ontology annotation, molecular function: protein serine/threonine/tyrosine kinase activity; ATP binding; protein serine/threonine kinase activity. Gene Ontology annotation, cellular component: nucleus. The coding region runs from base 1 to 1794 and encodes 597 amino acids. Lineage: Eukaryota; Metazoa; Platyhelminthes; Cestoda; Cyclophyllidea; Taeniidae.
AUGUCCUUUAGCAAAGGCGGAUGCGGUUCUUCAGAAACAAUGCUGAGCCAAAAGAUUUCAAGUCGUUCAUGGAGACAGGUUGAUACUGAAAUUAACAAUCCAGCUGACAUUCGUCCAAGUUCAAAUCAUCCUCUUUGCAACCUUCAAGUUAAAGGCACAACUUUGUGGAAUGGACAAGUGUCAGUAAGUCUGUCGUCCUCGGGAAUUACACCCCAAAUGGCUAUCCGACAAUUUAAAGCCAAACUUACACCUUACGAAAUGACUGAGAUUCUCAAAUAUCCUCAUGUCUACUUUAUCGGGCACAAUGCCAAAAAAAGACAAAUGGUAUGUGCCAGUGGUCCAAACUUUGGCUUUGACGAUGAUCAUGGUUCUUACCUUCACACCGCUCAUGAUCACAUUGCAUAUCGAUACGAGGUAUUAAAAAUUAUUGGAAAGGGAAGUUUUGGACAAGUGGUGAAGGCAUUCGAUCACAAAACUAAUACGUUUGUUGGUCUUAAAAUGGUGCGUAAUGAACGGCGCUUCACUAAACAGGCGGCUGAGGAGAUUCGCAUUUUGGAAUUGCUUCGGGAGCAGGAUGUGGACAACAGUCGCAACAUUGUACAUUUGCUAGAGCACUUUACCUUUCGCGAGCACGUUUGCAUGACCUUUGAGUUGCUCAACAUUAACCUCUACGAGUUGAUUAAGAGGAACGAAUUCAAAGGCUUUCCCCUUCCCUUAGUUCGGAAAUUUGCCCACUCCAUCCUCGUUUGCCUGGACAUGCUGCAUCGAAAUAAAAUCAUUCAUUGUGAUUUGAAACCCGAGAAUAUUCUUCUCAAGCAACAGGGUCGAAGUGGCAUUAAAGUGAUUGAUUUUGGUUCCAGCUGUUUCGAGGAUCAAAACAUUUAUACCUACAUUCAGUCCCGAUUUUAUCGUGCACCUGAGGUAAUUCUUGGCUGCAAGUACAACUCGUCUAUUGAUAUUUGGAGCUUCGGAUGCAUUCUUGCGGAGCUAUUAACUGAUGAAGGUGAUCAGCUUGCCUGCAUUCUCGAAGUGCUUGGAAUGCCUCCAGAAAAACUGCUCGAACAGAGUCGUCGGAUGAAGCAUUUCUUCUCUAUCACCUAUGGUUGUCCGCGGUACUGCAUGGAGGUUGACGAGGACAAUAAUGUAAUCCUUCGGCCACGUAAGACUAAACGAGGAAAACUUCGAGACAUUCCGGGUUCCAAAUCCCUCAAAUCGGCUCUCAAAGGUCGUGAGGAUGCUGCCUUCUUAGAUUUUCUUUCUCAGUGCCUCCAAUGGAUGCCUGAGGAUCGGCUAACCCCCAGAGAAGCAUUUCGCCACGAAUGGCUUCGACGCCGCACUCCAAGGGCUCAAGGCAACCGGGGCAUUGCUACACGCUCCAGCAAUACGCGCUGUAAAAACGGUGAAUAUCAACCUGGCCAAAACACGGUGACUUUUGCACACACCUCCUCAGUUUCUGUAAGCCAUGCCAUGGCACAAAGACUUCCACAUCAACAUUCUACUCUUCCUGAGUCGCACUCUCAUUUGGGUGAAUCCAGUAUUGCAGUUUCCGGUCGAAUAAGCCCACCACAGUUGUCUCAGUAUGGCACAACUACACUGAAAAGUUACCUUACAGGAACUCAAUGCCAAAGCACAGCAACAGAAAUGCCGACGACUUUUGCUCUACCUAACCCCCCUCAAAUGGUACAAUUGUCGAAACUAAUUUCGACGCAUCAAUCCGGUACACCAACGGUUACCGGCACUGACGCAUCUCCAGGGGCAGGUGAUAAACGACGCCAAGAAGCUCACAUUCACUAA